ACUUAUUGGACUCGUCGAUAAACCCUAACAAAAACCCUACGGUUUAAUCUCCAUCUCCCCCUUCUUUACAACUAAAAAAUACUUAGCAGAAAAAUGGGAAGUCUUGUUUUGAUGAGGAGAUCGUCGCUGAAGACGUUCGCUCUCACCGCCGCCAGCCGUUUCCUUUCCGCCAAUCCGCAAUCAGCUCCAAAUGCUGCUUUUGAGGCACGAAUUCACACCUGCACAGCCGGUUCGGUGCUUCCCAAAGAUUCUCCUGGCGUCGGAAAUGGAUUUCCGAGGAGUUUCCACUCGGGCCAGACUCUGCGGGCUGGGUUGGCUGUGGCGGACUAUUCUGAUGGGGAAAGUGACGAGGGGCUCGCAAUCUCCAAGCUUGAUAUCUCGCCACAGAUUGCAUCGGCUUUGAAGAAUAGGGGAAUCGAGAACCUUUUCCCGAUUCAGAGGGCAGUAUUGGAACCUGCCAUGGCAGGUCGUGAUAUGAUAGGGCGAGCACGAACUGGAACAGGGAAGACCCUAGCUUUUGGCAUUCCCAUCAUGGAUAAAAUUAUUAAGUUCAACAAGAAGCAUGGACAGGGCAAGAAUCCUCUGGCCCUUGUCAUGGCUCCAACCAGAGAACUUGCUCGACAGGUUGACAAAGAAUUUGCUGAGUCUGCCACAGAAUUGGAUACACUUUGUGUUUACGGGGGUGUUCCAAUAUCCCGCCAGAUGAGCACUCUUGACCGUGGUGUUGAUGUGGUGGUUGGAACUCCUGGCCGCAUCAUUGAUUUGAUUAAGCGUGGUUCCUUGAAUCUGUCAGAAGUGCAGUUUGUUGUCCUUGAUGAAGCUGAUCAGAUGCUUAAUGUGGGAUUUGCAGAAGAUGUUGAGAUGAUCCUGAGCUUCAUAAAGCAGAAACACCAGACAAUGAUGUUUUCAGCUACAAUGCCGAAUUGGAUUCUGAAACUUACCCAGAAGUUCUUGAAAAGCCCGGUUACUGUUGACCUCGUCGGAGAAUCUGAUCAGAAAUUAGCUGAUGGGAUUACCCUAUAUUCCAUAGUUUCAGAUAUGCGGCAGAAACCAGCUAUACUCGGACCUCUGAUAACUGAGCAUGCAAAAGGAGGAAAAUGUAUUGUGUUUACUCAGACGAAGCGUGAUGCUGAUAGGUUGGCGUAUGCUAUGCAAAGAAACUUUAAAUGUGAACCAUUGCAUGGUGAUAUAACACAGAACCAAAGAGAAAGGACUCUGUCUGCUUUUCGUGAGGGAAGGAUCAAUAUUUUAGUGGCCACUGAUGUUGCUGCGCGAGGACUUGAUGUCCCAAAUGUUGAUCUUGUGGUGCAUUAUGAACUUCCCAACUCUUCUGAAAAUUUUGUUCAUCGAUCUGGACGAACUGGACGUGCUGGAAAGAAAGGUAGUGUGGUUCUUAUUUAUUCAGACCACCAAUAUAGGGAAAUCAAGGCUAUUGAGCGUGAAGUUGGAUGUCGUUUUGUUGAGCUCCCGAAGAUAGCUGUUGGAGAUGAUGCUUUGAGCAUGUAUAGUGCCAUGGAUCAGGGUGGCCGUCCUGGUUUUGGUGGUUUUGGCGGAAGCAGCAGGGGAAAUGGUCGAUUUGGUGAUUCUGGUUUUGGGCGUUCUGGUGGUUUUGGAGAUUCUAGGGGUGGUCGUUCUGAUGGAUAUAUUGGUUCUUCUGGUGGAUAUGGAGGUUCAGGAGGUGGCCGUAUUGGUUCAGGUGGUGGAUUUGGGGGACAAGGUUCAGGCAACUCCAGUGGUUUUGGUCCUAGCAGGUCAGGUGGUUUCGCGGAUUUUGGGGGCUCUGGCCUCUCAGAUGGUUUUGGUGGCCUGGGUGGUUCGUUUAGAAACAAUGAUUCACGCCGCUCUGGUGGUUUUGGUUUUGGUUCUGAUCGAUCAGGUAGAUCUGGGAGUUCUGGUUCCCGCUUUGAUGGUAAUGAUGGCAACAGUGAUGGAUUCUUCUAAAGAUAGCAAAGUAUGUAGCAGCAUUAUUGCAGCAGUGAACGAAAAGAUGGUAAAAGAGUACCACCCAGGAGCAAGCUUCACUAGUCAUCUACCCUGAGAAGUGAGAAGUGUGCUUUUGGUCAGGAGAAUCCAAUAAUUUUCAGAGAAACGGAUGUAGGGAUUUUCUUUGUCUGCUGCUACUGCUUAAUAUUUGUUAUAUCCCAUAUGUUUUUGUUUUGUUA
Salvia hispanica is the source of this 2162-nucleotide messenger RNA. RefSeq names its product DEAD-box ATP-dependent RNA helicase 53, mitochondrial-like. The record is from RefSeq and is a predicted model, not a curated record. Gene Ontology annotation, cellular component: cytosol. NCBI's taxonomy places the organism in Eukaryota, Viridiplantae, Streptophyta, Magnoliopsida, Lamiales, Lamiaceae. Gene Ontology annotation, molecular function: RNA helicase activity; nucleic acid binding; ATP binding.